This is a messenger RNA of Morus notabilis, 1889 nucleotides long. RefSeq names its product serine/threonine-protein kinase STY13. Bases 344 to 1525 code for a protein of 393 amino acids. NCBI's taxonomy places the organism in Eukaryota, Viridiplantae, Streptophyta, Magnoliopsida, Rosales, Moraceae. The transcript has 6 exons. Gene Ontology annotation, biological process: protein phosphorylation. Gene Ontology annotation, cellular component: plasma membrane. The record is from RefSeq and is a predicted model, not a curated record. Gene Ontology annotation, molecular function: protein kinase activity; ATP binding.
CAGGGAGGGUAAAUAAAUAGGAAGAGAGGGAAGGGGAGAGGAGACCAAAGUGGGGCAGUAAGUACACGUCUAGCGCAGGCAAUUCCAUGUGCCCGCCCACAUGGAUGAUUGGAGACUCGUAGCCCCAUAGCCAUUGCCAACACCAACAAAAACCUCUACAAUUUACACAAACACGUUACAAGAACAAAAACCAACCACAACAACAAACAAUGAAUCUCUUCUUAUUCUUCUUCUUCUUCUUCUUCUUCUAAGUUGAGUUUUUUGGUUUUUUGAGAGAUUUAGAGAGAGACCCAGACGAGUAUUUGAGGUCCAAAGUGGUUCCUUUUGGGGAGAGAGAGUGAAAAUGAAGGAAAACAAUGAUGGGUUUGUGAGAGCAGAUCAGAUUGAUCUGAAGAGCUUGGAUGAGCAGCUUGAGAGGCACUUGAACAAGGUUUGGAAUUUGGACAACAAGAACAAGAAGAUAUUUGAGGAAGCUUAUAUUAAUAAUAAUAAUAAUGAUAAUAAUAAUAAUAAUAAUAUCAAUGAUCUUCUUCCCACCACCAUUAGUGCCAAGACUUCUGUUUUGAGCCCUUUGAAGCAAAGGCAAGAUUGGGAGAUUGAUCCUUCCAAGCUUCUCAUCAAGAGUGUCAUUGCACGUGGCACUUUUGGGACCGUCCAUCGUGGUGUCUACGACGGCCAAGAUGUCGCCGUUAAAUUGCUUGACUGGGGUGAAGAGGGCCACAGGACGGAAGCUGAGAUUGCUUCACUAAGAGCAGCUUUUACACAAGAAGUUGCUGUCUGGCAUAAACUUGAUCAUCCUAAUGUUACUAAGUUUAUAGGAGCAACAAUGGGUUCAUCAGAACUACAAAUACAGACUGAAAGCGGCCAAAUUGGCAUGCCCACCAGCAUCUGUUGCGUUGUUGUGGAAUAUCUUCCCGGGGGUGCUCUGAAAUCUUUCCUCAUAAAGAACAUGCGGAGGAAGCUAGCUUUUAAGGUUGUGGCCCAGCUGGCCCUGGAUCUUGCCAGAGGUUUGAGUUACCUUCAUUCACAGAAGAUUGUUCACAGAGAUGUAAAGACAGAGAACAUGCUCUUGGACAAGACACGGACGCUAAAAAUAGCUGAUUUCGGGGUGGCUCGUGUCGAGGCUUCAAAUCCUAAUGACAUGACUGGGGAGACUGGGACACUUGGUUACAUGGCUCCCGAGGUUCUCAAUGGCAAUCCAUAUAACAGGAAGUGCGACGUUUACAGCUUUGGCAUCUGUUUAUGGGAGAUAUACUGCUGUGACAUGCCAUAUCCUGACCUUAGUUUCUCAGAAGUUACUUCAGCAGUGGUUUGCCAGAAUCUGAGGCCAAACAUACCGAGAUGUUGCCCGAGUUCCCUAGCGAAUGUAAUGAAGAGAUGCUGGGACGCCAACCCUGACAAGCGACCGGAGAUGGACGAGGUAGUUUCACUGUUGGAGGCGAUUGACACAUCGAAAGGCGGAGGUAUGAUCCCUGGUGACCAGCCUCAGGGCUGUCUCUGCUUCCGCAAGUAUCGAGGCCCUUGACCAUUUUUACUUCUUUUCUUGUUGAUCUAUCUGAGAGGUUUUUUACUUCUUGAUCAGAUAAACAACUGGUGUAGUGGUGUAUAAAUAUAUGAUUAUUCUUAGGAUCAGAAAGAUCCGAUCUAGAUUAGAGUUUGGGGUACUAACAAGGAGAAAAAAAAAAAAAAAACAAGUGGUGAAGAUUCCUGCUUUGUAUACGCUGAAGAAAACAAAGUUGCAUCUCGCAUUUUAUGAGGAUGUAAAGCUUUUGUUAGUAUUCCUUUUUAUCUUGUCUUCUCUCUCUCUUUUUAUUUUUUGUUUCUUUUAGCACCUCAUUUGUAAGAUAAUUUUCAUCACAUACUUUGAGAAAAUACUAUUAUUGCAAUAA